AUGGGUGAACCUUCGAAGUUCCACUCAGCACUCACUGUAACCAACGUUAAAUCUCUAAUUCCUAUAACGUUGAACAUGGAAACAGGAAAAUAUCACUCUUGGGCGACCCUUUUCAUAGUUCAAGCCAACGUCCAUUGCGUUCUUGAACACAUCCAACCCCCAACUGACUCUGCUGCCGCAACGGCUUACGCCGCCGCAAAGGAGGCUGACCUCCCUCUCUGGACUCGACUAGACAAUGUCGUCUUGCAGUGGAUCUAUGGCACAAUCUCCACUGACAUCUUAGACACAAUCCUCGUCCAGGGCGACAAUGCACUGCAAGCAUGGAAACGUGUGGAAAACUUGUUCCAUGACAAUAAGAAUACCCGAGCAGUAUUCCUUGAAACCCAGUUCACCACCACAGUUAUGGCCGACUUCCCCUCAAUCAUUGCCUAUUCCAACCGCCUCCAAUCCCUAGCCAUCCAGCUUGCCAAUGUCGGAGCCCCUGUCUCCGAGCAUCGCUUGGUCUUGCGUCUUCUUGCUGGCCUUCCAGAGGCUUACCGACACUUCGUGUCUCAAAUGCAACAAAAGAAAACAUUACCAGGGUUCGCAGAGAUGUGCUCGCGUCUCAAGCUCGAAGAUUCAACAACCAAAGAAUGGGCCGCUCGUGAUAACGGCGGCGCAGCCCUUCUGGUCGUCGAUGAGGAGCCGCCUCCUCCACCACCACAGAAUCACGGGGGUCACAACCCAAACAAUGGCAAUGGGAGGAACAAUUACCGAGGUAAGAAACCAUACCGUGGCAGAGGUCAUAAUAACAACCACCACCGCGGAGGUCAUAACAACGGAGGGAAUAACCAUGGUAACAAUAUCGGUGGUGGUCGUGGCCGUGGAAAUCACACCACCAGCAACUACCAAGCAUCACCUCCAACAUUCUGGCCGUACAACCCAUACGGCUGGGUUCCUCCGCCGCCUCCACAGUGGCCCAUGCCACCCUGCCCCUAUCCAACCACACCGUGGCAGCAACCACAGCAGCAUCAACCACAGCAGCAGCGUUCCAACAAUCAGGCUAGGGUUCUGGGUGCACGGCCACCACAGGCCUACAAUAUGCAGGCUUCGAAUUUUGGGUAUGCUACUGCUCCUGUCUCAAAUUUUGGGUAUAUGCCAACCGAUGUGGAAGCAGCUAUGCACACACUCUCUCUUCACCAGCCGGAUGACAAUUGGUAUAUGGACACCGGAGCAACAUCUCAUAUGACUGCAAACUUAGGAUUUCCGGACGGGGAGACGCCUAAUGAGAUGUGAGAGUUUCGGGGAGCUUUAUCCAUUUACUGCCAAUCAUCACGCCAUCACAAACCAUUCAUCUUUUCUUGCUGCUGCAUCCUCAAACACUUGGCA
This is a messenger RNA of Spinacia oleracea (spinach), 1368 nucleotides long. RefSeq lists its product as uncharacterized. The transcript is spliced from 2 exons. NCBI's taxonomy places the organism in Eukaryota, Viridiplantae, Streptophyta, Magnoliopsida, Caryophyllales, Amaranthaceae. Bases 1 to 1275 code for a protein of 424 amino acids. The record is from RefSeq and is a predicted model, not a curated record.